Molecule: messenger RNA, 326 nt
Organism: Phanerochaete carnosa HHB-10118-sp
Lineage: Eukaryota; Fungi; Basidiomycota; Agaricomycetes; Polyporales; Phanerochaetaceae
Exons: 1
Coding region: 59-310 (83 amino acids)
Source: RefSeq, a predicted model, not a curated record
AGAGCAAAGUCUCGCAUUCAGGUAUAUAAUUUCCCUCGGUCUGCGUCAUGAUUUCUAUAUGGUACGUCGCGUCAGGUGCCUGUGCGAUGAUGGCUUGGACGUUCGCCAGACGUUUCGCUCGCUAUCAUCAGGAACAAUUCCCGGCCCGCCACAAUCUGCUUCCAGGAACAAAUUGGCCACCACCCACUUCCUUGGGACCGCCGCUCUCAUCGCUGCGAAGCGUCACCAUGUUUCCUUUCAACGGCCUGUGCAGUGUGCAACUCGGAGGCCCCACCACAGGAAACACCCUUUCCCCGUCAUUCCUCCGUGAGUACGUGUACGUGUAC